GCCCUGGGGUUCUAAGGUUCCAACUUCCAAACCUCUCCGUGAGAGAUAGAGAGAGGAGGCACAGAGCUAGAUAUAGAUUUGUGGUUCUGAUCAAAGGAGGAGCAAAAUGAGCGUCGGAGAUUUGCAGCUGCCCCCCGGGUUCCGAUUCCAUCCGACGGACGAGGAGCUCGUGAUGCACUACCUCUGCAGGAGGUGCGCUAUGCUGCCGAUUUCCGUGCCCAUCAUCGCCGAGAUCGAUCUCUACAAGUUCGAUCCGUGGCAGCUCCCAGAUCAACCAGGAAAGGCGUUGUACGGGGAGAAGGAGUGGUACUUCUUUUCGCCGAGGGAACGGAAGUACCCGAAUGGUUCGAGGCCGAACCGGGCGGCGGGGUCGGGGUACUGGAAGGCGACCGGGGCCGAUAAGCCGAUCGGUUCUCCCAAGCCGGUGGCGAUCAAGAAGUCGCUGGUGUUCUACGCCGGCAAGGCGCCCAAGGGGGUGAAGUCCAACUGGAUCAUGCACGAGUACCGGCUCGCCGACGUCGACCGGUCCGUCCGCAAGAAGAACAGCCUGCGUUUGGAUGACUGGGUGCUGUGCAGGAUCUACAACAAGAAAGGGGGGGUCGAGAACCUUACCGGCCCGGAGUGGAACUCGGCCGGUUCGAGGAACCUCGGGCCGGCGCCCGGCUCGCCCGAGAAAAAGCCGGUGAUCGUCUCGCACGUGCCGCCUCCAUUUUCGUCGCCGGCGCCAUGGGCGCCGGCGCAGUCGACGGACCUGUUCUGCUUCGACGCGUCGGAGUCGCUGCCGAGGUUGCACCCUGACUCGAGCUGCUCGGACCACGUGCUGUCAUCGGAGUUCACGUGCGAGCGGGAGGUCCAGAGCCGGCCGAGCUGGGGAGCGUGGGAGAAAGCCCUCGGAGUUGGCGUUCCCAACGAGGUUGCCGCCGGGGCGUUCCCGCCGCUCUCGCCCCCUGGUGCCUUCCGGGACCCACUCCAAGACACGUUCAUGAUGUACCCCCAGAAGCCCUUCUAGAGCCUUCCGCACGUGAGACGGAGCACGCUUAUUACAGAUAUCUAAUAGGGAUGUUCGCAAACAUACGCCGGAAAGGUUGACCACCGUCUGAUUCGGGCUACACAGGGGAGCCACCGUAGAGAUUGUAUGCUAGGCCCGUGAUGAGGGUGUCCAGAGGUUUGUGGACCGUCGGAUCAAGAGAUGGAGUGAGGGGAUCAGGCGGCCACGAGUUGUACGUGUACGGUUGGGAUAGCAUGUUAGACAAAGGACUUUGAUGUCCUCUGCUAAAUUUUGUACUACAGAAAAGAGGGCAAUGCACAUGGACAGGCCCACCAACUUAGCGAUGGACCUGAUUUUACUCAAUAAUAUUAUGCAUACAUGGUCA
Messenger RNA from Phoenix dactylifera (date palm), 1373 nucleotides. NCBI's taxonomy places the organism in Eukaryota, Viridiplantae, Streptophyta, Magnoliopsida, Arecales, Arecaceae. The record is from RefSeq and is a predicted model, not a curated record.